Molecule: messenger RNA, 654 nt
Organism: Tremella mesenterica DSM 1558
Lineage: Eukaryota; Fungi; Basidiomycota; Tremellomycetes; Tremellales; Tremellaceae
Exons: 2
Coding region: 1-654 (217 amino acids)
Source: RefSeq, a predicted model, not a curated record
AUGUCCAACACCUCUGUUUUUAUCGCUAGAUCCAAUGAUGAACCUCAAGCUCAAGGAGCACCAGGAAACUAUGAUUGUUCAUUGUCUGAUAUAUACACUUCAGUUAACCCAACUCUCCCGGAAGAUAAUAGACAUGAAUACACAGAAUCAAUUUUUUCAAACGACGGAACGAUGGUCGACACCUCUUCAAUCGCUGAAUCCGACAAUUCUGAUACAUAUACCUUAGUCACCCCAACUCUCCCGGAUGGCACUGAACAUGAACACAAAGAGGAUGACAACCAUGAACAAACAGUCUCCUUCCGGUGGGGAGCUUACAAGCUCCCAACAGGUAUGAUAGAACUUUUGACAGCCCUGGCUGACAAAACGGUUGAAGUAAUCAACGAGUCUAACAAGGGUGAGGACCCCAACAAAGCCAUUUUUGAACCAUUGACAAGCUACCUUGAGGUAGCAAGUGGGAUGCCAGCAUCGAUCUUAGAUGAUGCAAGGUUGUUUCUGAUGGCAAAGGGAGAGCAUCAUCGUGAUGGAAGCAUUGGGUUGGCUCCAAAAGACGCUCUGACUGCUAAUGAGAAAUGGAGCAACUGGAAGUACGAGCCGGAUUUCUAUUUGACAAUCAUGUAUCUUCACCAUGCCCGAACAUUCUUCCUUCAACAGUGA